Messenger RNA from Heterocephalus glaber (naked mole-rat), 1244 nucleotides. NCBI's taxonomy places the organism in Eukaryota, Metazoa, Chordata, Mammalia, Rodentia, Bathyergidae. The record is from RefSeq and is a predicted model, not a curated record.
AUGGAAUACAGGAACAAUGUGACUGAGUUUGUGCUCUUGGGGCUCACUCAGAGCCUCCAGGGUCAGAAAGUAUUAUUUGCAGUGUUCUUGCUGAUCUACGUGGUGACAAUGGCAGGCAACCUACUCAUUGUCAUGACUGUGAUGCUCAGCCCAGCCUUGGAUGCCCCAAUGUACUUCUUUCUUGGCCACUUAUCAUUUAUGGAUGCUGUUUAUUCUAACACAGUUACCCCACACAUAAUGAUAGACUUACUCCAUGAGAAGAAAACCAUUUCCUUUGAAGGUUGUAUGACUCAGCUCUUUUUAGAACAUUUAUUUGGUGGUGCAGAGAUUUUGCUCCUGGUUGCCAUGGCCUAUGACCGCUAUGUGGCCAUCUGCAAACCACUGCAUUACCUGACCAUCAUGAACCAACGUGUGUGUGUGCUGCUAUUGCUGCUGGCCUGGGUUGGGGGUUUUGUGCAUGCUGUACUUCACAUUCUUUUUGUUUACAAUCUUCCUUUUUGUGGCCCCAAUGUCAUCGACCACUUCCUCUGUGACAUGUACCCCUUACUGAAACUCGCCUGCACGGACACCUACAUUAUUGGCCUGACAGUGGUGGCCAAUGACGGUGCAAUCUGUGUGGUCAUCUUUUCCCUUUUGCUCUUCUCCUACGGAAUCAUUCUGCACUCCCUGAGGAACCUGAGUCAGGAAGGGAGGCGCAAGGCCUUGUCCACCUGUGGCUCCCACAUCACCGUGGUGGUUCUCUUCUUUGUUCCUUGCAUUUUCAUGUAUGUGAGACCUCCCUGUACCUUGCCCACUGAUAAAUCCUUGACUGUGUUUUACACUGUUAUGACCCCAAUGUUGAACCCCCUCAUCUAUACUCUGAGAAAUGUAGACAUGAAAAAUGCCAUGAAGAAACUUGAUCAGAAACCUGUCUUGUCUCCAUCUCUCGUGUCCCCUGUCCUUUGUCAUUCUCACUCCCCCUCUAGGGUCUCCGUUGACUUACCCGCGGGAUGGGACAGCAUCCAAGAAAUUUUGAAGGAAGGCCGGGCAGGAGUGCAUUUGCACAGCGACCCAGAGCAUCGUAGUCUGCAGGUGAAUGGCAGCAUCCUAUCAUAUGUUUUUUGGUCACGUGGAUAUACUUUUGCUUUCAUUGUCUGGUUAAGCCAUCUGUCCACUUUGCUAUAAUUUUGUUCUGAGCAGUGAUAAGAGGACAUGCAGAAGGACAUAUGGAACAAAGGAACAAUGUGACUGAGUUCAUGCUCUUG